AUGGUUAAGCCUGUCUUCGUAAUAGCUACCAACGUGGCUAAUAUGACUGUACUUAACAUCUAUAAGCUCCCAAAUGAAAAAUGGCCCUUGCCAACCCUUCUACCAUCUCAACACCCCACAGUACUCGCUGGUGAUUUCAAUAGCCACCACACCAGAUGGGGGUAUGAUUAAAACGACGAAAACGGGGAGGUUUUAAGCGAAUGGAUUGAAACUGAAAACAUACAACUGAUAUUCAACGGAAAAGAUGGACAUACUUUCCACUCAGGAAGAUGGAAUCGAGGGUAUAACCCGGACCUUUGUAUUGUUUCUAAAGAUCAUAAUUGUGUAUCACUUCAACCCCACAAUCUGUCCUAAAUAAUUUCCAAAAAAGCCAACAUAGACCAGUAUGCAUACAAAUUGGUAUCAGGAUUCCACUAAUAAAAACAAUACAUAAAUUGAGAUGGAACUUUAGGAAAGCUAAUUGGACUGCCUUCUCAAAAUCUCUAGAAGAUAACAUCAGGCCGAUAGACCCAACGGUGAACAACUAUGAACGUUUUAUUGACAUGGUCAAGGGAACAGCAAAACACUAUAUCCCCUGAGGCUACAGACACAAAUAUAUCCCCUGCUGGAAUGAGGAAAGUGACAGACUAUAUGCAGAAUACGAAAGAAAGAACUUUACCUGGAACAAACCCAGAGAGCUAUUUUAAAACGCAACAUCACAGAUAAUUAUGUUCAAAACAAAUUGACUCAGGACCAUCAACUGGGGUUGAAUUUACAAUAUAUUUAUUUUAUCGAAGAGAAUUUAAGUCAGUUCUCGAUAUACUGAUCACAUUAACAAAUAGCAUCUUAAAACAAUGUAUUUAUUCUGUUCAGCCAUUAUUUUCACAACCUUUAAACAAAUCAAAUAUUACUUUUAAACAUUACAAAUUUACUUUCUUUAUUUCCACCAUAUAGUACAGAUUCCAAAUAUUUCAACAUAAAAGAUCUAGAUUUAGUUUAGAUUCAACUAGAGAUAUUAUUUAACAUAUUACAAGAUGAUUCAAAAUUUGUUUAAAUCUUAAAUGAAAAUGUCUGAAGAAGUCAAACAUAUUUUACCAUGCGCUAAUUUAUUAUGUCGUCAGGCUUUAACUUCUCCAGUAGUAAUAUUAGGAAUAGAAAAAGAUAUUGUGGACCAAUAAGACAUUAAUGAAUUAGCAGAAUAGGCGUCAAAAUUAAAAGAACGCAGAAUAGAAAUUUGACUGUUCAUUUUUUUUUAAAGUUCAAUUUUUAAUAAAGAAAAACUUAUUCUAUGUCUUAUAAUAUAUAUUUUUAUACAUAUUUAAUAUAAAAUAUUUGUAUUUGAAUACCUGGCCAUCAAAAUUAUAUUGUAUAUAUCUUGUUUUAUAAUAAAAUCUUUGGUUAAAAUGUAGAUUUAUUAUAUUGUACUAUAUACUAUGUAAUAAUAUAUAAAAUCAACAAGAUUAAAAAUAAUAUUUUGGUAUCUUUAAUGCUUUUUUAUUUGCUACCAAAGUGAAUAAUAACUGUUUUUGAUAUUUAUAAAACUAAAAAUAUGUGUGUUAUAAACAAUAUGAAUAAAAAUUAUAAAAUGAAGUAUAUUAUAACAUAAUAAUAAUGGUUAAGUUAUCAGUCAAGCGAAGUGAGAAAAUUUGUAUGACUCUAUGUAUGAGUUGGCAAUUAGUCUACACGCUCCCAUAGUUUUUUUUUUUGUAACGGCCCUGAUAAUACUAAGUAUUAUAUGAAAUACAUACCUGAGGUAUAAUUCUUUUAGCUGUAGCUUCAUCAUUUACAUAAUAUAGUUCAGUUUCUUGUUCUCUUGAAGUAGACAGUUGAAGACUGGCUCUUGGAUUCAGAAAAAAAAAAAAAGAAAGUCAAAAUAUCGAAAAACAACUGCUAUAUUUUCUCUUCCCCUUUCUUAUCUGAACUUACCUGCAGUUAGAAUAUCCAUUUUUUAAUUUCUCGCAAUAAUAUAUGAGUUAUCCUUUCACGAAAAUUUGUACACACAAUAUGUUUAAAUUAUAUUAUAGAAUUGUACAAUAUAUUUACACACGUAAUAUGAUUUCAUUAUCAAUACUGCAGCGUCAUCGGCGUCUCUUAAACACAAAAUCAGUGCUACCAAACCCAUCAGAAAUAAAACUUUAAAAGUACCUACAUUGUAUAAUACGGAAAAAUAAAUUAUUAAAACUAUCGAUAAACGCCAAAUACAUUUAUUUUCAGUUUACUGCACCUACAAAUAUAUAUAAAAACUAGAUAGCCGGAUCUCUAUACAACAAUGUGUACAAUUCAUGAUGCCCAGCGGUAAGCGCUAAUUGUCACUUGGGCAAUGUUUUCAAAUUCUUAUCAUUUUUUUCUUACAAAAAAACAGUAUCCAGUAAUGAGGUGUGGAGCGAGGAAGCUUAUAGUUUUAUAAAGAUGUUUAUUUUUAUUUUUUUUUAUCUGUACAAAAUUUUUCUACCAAAAGACUUGCUCGGAGUUUUACGUAUAGUAACUUUUCUGAAAAGAAAUCGGUGUGAGGAGGUACGUUAAGGAGGUUAUUUUUCGAUUUUCUCAGUUUUCUCAUCAAAUUUAAAAAACCGAAAAAAUGGGAAAAACGUAGAAAAAUCGGUACUAUAUUAAACAAAUAUUAUUAAAGAAAAUAUUUGCAAUGGUUUAUCAUUGCUUCCAGGUAUACAUUAAAUAAUCUUUAACCGUGGCUGUUCUCGUCUCUACUAUCCUAGAACGUCUUUUUAACAAUUUAAUUACAAAUAACUAUGUUUUUUUUUUUUUUUUCGUAUUUUCUUUAUUUUAUCAUUAUAUUUAGAACUCCUACCCACAGCACAGCCUUUGGUUAUAGUGGGUAGACCAAUACUUUUGUAUUGUUUUUUGAUCAUUAUAGUUUAUUGUUUUUGAUGAAAUAUAUUAUUAUUAUUAUUUACAGAUAAGCAGUAAGUACAUUUAGAACUUCAUAGUGUGUUACUUUUAAAAUUAUUUCUUUAGAAAUUGAAGCACAGGUGUGCAAAUAUUUGUGUUAAUGAUUGAUAUGUUUUAUUCCAGAUCUUAUUCGCUGUUGGCCGUCAAAUUAUACUGAAUCAUGCAUAUAGUACAGUAGGCAAUAUCCAGAAAAACAAUUUAAAAAUAUUAUAAAACAUUUACAUUUAACUUAUUUAUGUAUUUACUAAGUACUAGUUACUAUUUGUUGUUUCGUAAUCGGUUUGUUUUCCAUGUAAAAUGAUUGGCCUUACGACUUAUUAUCUAACCUCUUAUUAAACAGAUUGAAACCAUUUAUUAAAGAAAUUAUUGGAGAAUACCAGGCAGGUUUCAUGGUAGGUAAAUCGACUAUAAAUAAUCAGAUUCAUAUAAUAAAACAGAUUGCAGAAAAAAGCCAUGAAUUUAAUAAAGAUGUACACAUGCUUUUUGUGGACUUUAAAGCAGCAUACGACUCGGUAGAUAGAAAGAAACUGUGGAACGUAAUGUCCCGUUUGGGGAUACCAGAAAAACUUACUAGAAUAAUCAAAGUGUGCGUAUAAGGCUCUAUAUGCAAGGUGAGUUUUGGAAGAACCUACUCAAAUGAAUUCCCAGUGUCGACAGGUCUCAGACAAGGAGACGCAUUGUCACCGGCUUUGUUUAACAUUGCCUUAGAGUCAAUGGUGAGACAAGUUCUUAGUAAGGCAGAAGGAUUAAAACUUAGUGAUGACCAACAGCUCACAAUUGUAGCAUAUGCUGAUGAUCUAGUGAUAAUAACAGAAAAUGAGGAGAGUCUGAAACAAUCCACAAAAGAGCUAAUAAGGGCAGGGAAAGAAAUAGGUCUUAACAUAAAUGGAGAUAAAACAAAAUACCUAAUACUAUCCAGACAACAUCAAACGGCAAGACAAUUAGAAAUAGAAGGUUUCUCAUUUGAAAGAGUAGAACAUUUCAAAUACCUAGGAACUUGGGUGAAUGAAAACNCUAUAGCAUUAUACGCGUGUGAGACGUGGGCAACCACAAAAAUGGAUGAGAAGAAUUUGGGUGUUUUGGAAAGAAAAAUACUUUGGAAAAUGUUUGGACCAAAAAAGAAUAAAAGAGGUGAAUUUGAAAUUAGGAAAAAUGAGGAGUUAAGAGAAUUAUUUGGAUAAGCUCAUAUUAUAGGAAUUAUGAAGAGUAGCAGAAUAAAAUGGGCUGGUCAUGUUUGGAGAUCUGAAGGAGUACUGGGGAGCAUAACAAAAUGGAAACCAAACACAAAACGGCCUCGAGGAAGACCCAGACAACGGUGGGCUGAUAGAGUCAAGGAUGACCUCAGGAUGAUUGGUGUGGAAAAUGCGGAGGAAAUGUCAAGAGACAGGGAAAAGUGGAAGGAUGUUGUUGUUGCGGCAAUGGAUCUUAAUGGUCUUUAA
Molecule: messenger RNA, 4325 nt
Organism: Cinara cedri
Lineage: Eukaryota; Metazoa; Arthropoda; Insecta; Hemiptera; Aphididae
Source: the annotation of a GenBank genome assembly